This is a messenger RNA of Dama dama (fallow deer), 729 nucleotides long. RefSeq names its product DNA damage inducible transcript 3 (gene DDIT3). Gene Ontology annotation, cellular component: cytoplasm; CHOP-ATF3 complex; CHOP-C/EBP complex. Gene Ontology annotation, molecular function: protein heterodimerization activity; DNA-binding transcription activator activity, RNA polymerase II-specific; transcription factor binding. Gene Ontology annotation, biological process: ER overload response; intrinsic apoptotic signaling pathway in response to endoplasmic reticulum stress; positive regulation of intrinsic apoptotic signaling pathway. The record is from RefSeq and is a predicted model, not a curated record. NCBI's taxonomy places the organism in Eukaryota, Metazoa, Chordata, Mammalia, Artiodactyla, Cervidae. The coding region runs from base 1 to 507 and encodes 168 amino acids. The transcript has 2 exons.
AUGGCAGCUGAGUCGCUGCCUUUCUCCUUCGGGGCACUGUCCAGCUGGGAGCUGGAAGCCUGGUAUGAGGACCUGCAGGAGGUGCUGUCCUCGGAUGAAAACCGGGGCGCCUGUGUCUCACCCCCUGGAAACAAGGAGGAAGAAUCAGAAGCCUUCACCACUCUUGACCCCGCCUCUCUGGCCUGGCUUACCGAGGAGUCAGGACCACCAGAGGUCACACGCACCGCCCAGAGCCCCUGCUCUCCAGAGUCCAGUCAGAGCUCCCUGGCUCAGGAGGAAGAAGAGGAAGACCAAGGAAGACCCAGAAAACGCAAACAGAGUGGCCAGUCCCCGGCCCGGGCUGGCAAGCAACGCAUGAAGGAGAAAGAACAAGAAAAUGAAAGGAAAGUGGCACAGCUAGCUGAAGAGAAUGAACGGCUCAAACAGGAAAUCGAGCGCCUGACCGGGGAAGUGGAGGCAACCCGCCGAGCUCUGAUUGACCGGAUGGUUAAUCUGCACCAAGCGUGAACAGCUGGGACCAGCACUUCCAUUUCAGGCCACUUCUGACCCUUCCUGGAAGUAGCUACUAACCACAUCACCAGUGCCAAUGACAUACCCCACCACCAUCAAUUCAGCAGGGGAGAAGCUUUGGGUGGACAACAGAAAAGGGCCUCAGUGUGUAUAUAGAGAUUGUACAUUUAUUUAUUAUUGUCCACAUCCAUUAAAGUGACUUUCUAUGAUAAGCUCUCA